Molecule: messenger RNA, 1911 nt
Organism: Penaeus monodon (black tiger shrimp)
Lineage: Eukaryota; Metazoa; Arthropoda; Malacostraca; Decapoda; Penaeidae
Product: heparan sulfate glucosamine 3-O-sulfotransferase 6-like
Molecular function (GO): [heparan sulfate]-glucosamine 3-sulfotransferase activity
Source: RefSeq, a predicted model, not a curated record
CGUCCAGGUGAGGCGCUUCCCUUCCCCUGGGCCCUCACUCCCCUCCCGUUCUCGGCAUGCACCUCCCACGCCGCGCCUGUAGCCUGCUGGGGAUCCUGUGCGUUGUGCUCUGCUGCUUGCUCUAUGUGGCCGAUUACUAUGACUACUACUACUCUCGCACAGCCGUCCCAGAGCGCCACCGAGGGUACGAAGACGGUGACGCUCGCGCCGGCCCCCUUCUCCUGUCGCUGGUCCAGUCGGACGCUAGUGCCGCCGCCCUAGAUGACAGCCACGCGCCCGGGGAGCAGAGAAAGAGGAAGGAUCAGGCGGCUGCGGCUAAGAAGAAAAAGCGGCGUUGCAAGAAGAGGAAGUGCAAGAGGACCUCUGCGGAGAGCGAGGGCGACGACGACCCGACCAUUACGCUGGACGCCGUGUUAGCAGGCGCGCCCGUCUGGAGCGAGUUCGCUGACCGCGGAUACACCAUCGUGGGCACCAACGGCUCGGCCAUGCGGCGUCUUCCUCAGGUGCUAAUUAUCGGCGUGAAGAAGGCGGGAACGCGCGCUCUGCUCGAGUUCCUUCGCGUACAUCCCUCCAUCCGCGCUGCCGGCCCCGAGGUGCACUACUUCGACAGGUUUUACACGCGAGGACUCGCCUGGUACAGGAGCCAGCUACCGUUGAGUCUCGAGGGACAGCUGACACUGGAGAAGACUCCAGCUUACUUCACCACUUCGGGCGUGCCGGCCAGGGUUAGAGCAGACUUACCGGGGGUCAGACUUCUGUUGGUGGUGCGGGAGCCCGUGACCAGGGCCCUCUCCGACUACGCUCAGGGGCUCAGCAAACGCGAGGGUUCCCACAAAUCCUUCGAGGAGAUGGCCUUUGUCAAUGUCACUACAGGACUGGUUAAUUCCAAUUGGGGUCCCAUCAGCGGAGGGUUGUACGUGAGGCACCUCCAGCACUGGCUGGAUCACUUCCCAAGGUCUAGCAUACACGCGGUAAGCGGGGAGAACCUAGUGCAUGACCCCGCGGCGGAGCUGGCCAGGGUGCAGGAGUUUCUGGGUCUUCGCCGAGUGAUCACCGACAAACACUUCUUCUUCAAUGCCACCAAAGGCUUCCCUUGUCUGGUGAAGCGCGAGCGAAGCGGGAAGCCCCAUUGCCUCGGUUCCUCCAAGGGCCGGUCGCAUCCUAGUGUCUCCCCGGCGGCUGUUGAAGCCCUCAGGGAUUUCUACAGGCCGUUCAAUUUCAAGUUCUACAAGAUGGUCGGACAGAACUUCAACUGGUAGACGGUGAAGGAAUGGGAGGAAGGGUUGUUGGUGUGUAGAGGUAGAGAGUUGAAAAGGGGAAAUAGAGGGAGGAGAAGGUGAACAAGGGAAAAGAAGGAAGAGAAAAUUAGUGGAAAUUGGUAACAGAUAUGGAAUGGAACUAAUAAAUACUGAUAGACCAAUAGAAAGUCCUUGAUCGGAAGGAGGGAUGACCAAUGAAAUGGGUAAGAUCUAUUUGUAACUAGCAGAAAAGGGAAGGGAUAGGAGAUCAGUGCUGUAAGUGUCAUUGUAUAUAGGUGUAACUAAGUUUAUUAGCUAUAAAUAUUCAAGGUACAAAGACCCCUGUCAGAAUUUAGCUUUAACUCUUACCUCGGUAUGGACAUCUGUGAUCUCUCGACAAGAAAGUAACUUUUUUCUCAACACCAGGUGUUCAGAAGUAACUAGAAAUGGAGGUACGUAGCUUUUAAUGUUAACAAACCAAAGGGCAAGGUUUACGGCAUGGAUGCAACAAGAUGAAACAUUCCUUUGUUCUAUACAGUGUGCUGAGUGGAGAGUUAAUGAACAUGUUACUUGUUAUAAUUUGACGCGGAUUUGUACUUCUGCAAAGGACAGUGAUACUGAAGAAAGCAUUGCAAAAAAUGAAACUCGUGCUGGUAAAACAUAACAUAUCUUU